AUGGAUCCUUUGGAUAUGAUAGAUCCUUGGGAUAUGAUAGACUUGGAUGCGGAUAGAAGGAAUAUGGUAGAGCAGUGUGCCAUUGACGUGGGUGGCAAUCAACCACCUCAGCUACAGCCUCCGCCGGAUGUAAGGGAGAUUACAGUAGCUCAGUUUUUCAGUGACACGUGUGGUUAUCCUCAGUUGGAUAUGGUUGUUGCUGAGUGUUUGCCGGAGCCUCAGCCUCAGCCUCAGCAGUUUCUCACUGACGUGUGUGGUUAUCAACCACCUUGGUCUCAGCCUCAGCCUCAGCCUCAGUCCCACCCUCAUCCUCAGCAGUUUCAGCAGUUUCUUGCUGAUUGUGGUUAUCAACUACCUGAGUCUCAGCUUCAGCUCCAACCUAUGCAACCUCAGGUCUGGACUUGGGAGGAGAACAAAGCCUUUGAGUCAGUUAUUGCCAAUUGUUUUGAGUAUGCUAAACGCAACCGCUGGGAGCUGAUUGCUGCUCGUCUCCCUGGAAAGACCCCGGCGCAACUGCAAGAACGCUUCAAGAAGCUGAUGAAGGACAUCAAUGUCAUCCAUAACGGUUAUACUUCAAACACUCCUCUGAAUACUGCAUUUGAGAACAUGACUAUGACAAUGGCUGCUCCUACCACCACAUUGGAACACAACCCUGUCUCCAUCCCCAUCAUCAAUGCAACAACAACAACCCCACCACCACCGCCUUAUAACACUGAUCAUCAACAUCACAGGGCGGAGGUAGUCGCGGCCGCAGCACCAAUGGAGGCAGCAACAAGGGAACAAAGCCAAUCUGCCAACACCAACAAUACAAAGAAAUAUUCUCGGUGGACUGAAGAUGAGCAUAGAUUAUUUGUUAGAGGGUACCAAGCAGAAGGUGCAAAUUGGUCAAGAAUUUCAGAAUAUUAUGUCAAAACAAGAACUUAUCAUCAAAUUAGCAGUCAUGCUCAGAAAUAUUUUAGACAUAAAGAAAGAUUAGCUAAAGGAGAAAAGGUACUCGAUGUAGUUGUUUCUGAAGGAGGUGAAGCAAGCAUAAACUGCUCGAAGCAGCAGUUAAUGUGUUAUCCACUGUUACACCCUUCGGCUAUAAUGGACAGAGGGUUAUUCGGAGUGGAUAUUGUUGACACAGAGAAUGAGAGGUCAGAUUGCAGCAAUAAAGAUGAUUUGGAAAAUCGUUUUAUUGAUGAUAAUCCUAAUCCAGAAGUUUUCCCGCAAUUUCCUAUUUCCAAUGAAGGUAGAUAUAUUGUUUAUGCUUCUGAUGAUAUCAAACUAGAAGGUAAGAAAAGCAAAUAUGAAUGGCUUAAAAAGAAGUAUCAUUUGGUAGAGUCAGAUGAUGAUGAUGAUGGCAAUAGUAUUAUUCAAACAGUUUUGAAAAUUAACAAUGUUCUUCAAGAUAGCCAGAUACAAUAG
Messenger RNA from Arachis stenosperma, 1407 nucleotides. RefSeq lists its product as uncharacterized. Bases 1 to 1407 code for a protein of 468 amino acids. Gene Ontology annotation, molecular function: DNA binding. The record is from RefSeq and is a predicted model, not a curated record. NCBI's taxonomy places the organism in Eukaryota, Viridiplantae, Streptophyta, Magnoliopsida, Fabales, Fabaceae. The transcript is spliced from 7 exons.